Messenger RNA from Populus nigra (black poplar), 2494 nucleotides. Its product is annotated as pentatricopeptide repeat-containing protein At5g55740, chloroplastic. The transcript has 2 exons. Gene Ontology annotation, molecular function: RNA binding; protein binding. The record is from RefSeq and is a predicted model, not a curated record. Gene Ontology annotation, biological process: RNA modification. Gene Ontology annotation, cellular component: intracellular membrane-bounded organelle. The coding region runs from base 133 to 2001 and encodes 622 amino acids. NCBI's taxonomy places the organism in Eukaryota, Viridiplantae, Streptophyta, Magnoliopsida, Malpighiales, Salicaceae.
GUACUGUGUGGCAAAUAAUAAAACAAUGGUGCGCACCAUAAUCCAUCCUCUACUCUACUCUUCUUCCUUUGCUGCUUCUUCAUCAUUCAUACGUUCCGAAGGAAAUCUUCGUCUCUAUUCUAUAAAUGCAUCAUGGCUUCUCUUGCUUUCACUCCAACUCCAACCCCAAAACUUGAUCUCUCUCACUCUAAAGCUAAACCCACAAAAUCCUACAAUAAAUUAAUUAGAAAACCACCCCAUCUUUCUAUGCCUCAAAUCCAAUAUAAAAACUCCCAAUCUAAUUUGCAACAAUCUUACUUCAACACCAUCUUUUCUCUAUGUGGACAAGGUCAAAUUCAAGCAGCUUUCAAAAUUUUAACUGAGAUGGACAGAAGAAAAAUCCCAAUUGGACCCGAUAUCUAUGGUCUGCUACUUCAGGGAUGCCUCUAUGAUCGUGCUCUCUUUAUGGGUCAGCAAAUUCACUCUCGAAUUAUAAAAAUUGGUGAUUCUCUUGCAACAAAUGAGUAUUUAGAGACGAAGUUGUUCAUUUUUUAUGCAAAAUGCCAUCUUUUUGAGGUUGCAAAUAAUUUUUUUUCUAGAUUAAGUGUAAAGAAUGUGUUUUCUUGGGCUGCUAUUAUUGGUUUGAAUUGUAGAAUGGGUUUCUAUAGAGAAGCUUUAAUGGGUCUUUGUGAGAUGAUAGAUACUGGGAUUCUGGCUGACAAUUUUGUGGUGCCUAAUAUUUUGAAGGCAUGUGCUGCAUUGCAGUGGAUUUCGUUUGGGAGAGGGGUUCAUGGCUAUGUAGUGAAAAUGGGUUUUGAUAGGUGUGUGUUUGUUUCAAGUAGUCUUGUGGAUGCGUAUGGAAAAUGUGGGAUUUUAGAGGAUGCAAGGAAGGUGUUUGAUAAUAUGUCUGACAAGAAUGUAGUUACAUGGAACUCCAUGAUUGGAAGUUAUGUCCAAAAUGGGUUCGAUGUGGAAGCAGCACGAGUGUUUUCUGAGAUGAGGUUGGAAGAUGUUGAGCCCAAUCAAGUUACAUUAUUGAGCUUUCUUUCAGCUUCAGCUAAUUUAGGUGCAGUUGAAGAGGGUAAGCAAGCCCAUGCGAUUGCUGUUUUAGGUGGUUAUGAACUGAACAGCAUCUUGGGUGGUUCAAUUUUGAACUUCUAUUCUAAGGUUGGGCUAAUCAAGGAUGCUGAGUUAGUCUUUGGUAUGAUGCUUGAAAAAGAUGCAGUUGCUUGGAAUUUGCUCAUUUCUAGCUAUGUGCAAUAUGGCCAAGUUGAAAAGGCGCUUGAUUUGUGCCAUUUGAUGAGAUUAGAGAACAUGAGAUUUGACUCUGUGACACUGGCAUCCAUAUUAUCUGCCUGUUCUAUUAUGGGAAAUAUAGAACUUGGUAAAGAGGGGCACUGUUAUUGUAUUAGAAACUAUCUUGCAUCUGAUUUAGCUGUGGCUAAUAGUAUGAUAGAUAUGUAUGCCAAAUGUGAAAAAAUUGCAGAUGCAAGGCACGUUUUCAACUCUACAAUGAAUAAAGAUCUUCUAUUAUGGAAUACUCUAUUGACUGCUUAUGCAGAGCUUGGUGUAACUGGAGAAGUCUUGAAGCUGUUUUAUGGGAUGCAGUUGGAAAGUGUGCCACCAAAUGUGAUGUCAUGGAAUGCUGUGAUUUUGGGAUUUAUUAGAAAUGGCCAGAUCAAUGAGGCUCAAGAUAUGUUCUCACAUAUGCAGGCUGUUGGCAUCCAUCCGAACUUGAUGACAUUUACUACCCUCAUCUGUGGUCUGGUUCAAAAUGGUUUUGGCAAUGAGGCCAUUCUGGUAUUCCAGAAAAUGCAAGAAUGUGGGAUAAGAGCUAAUCUCCCAAUCAUCAUUAGCACAAUCUCAGCCUGUACAGAUGUGGCAUCAUUGCAAUAUGGAAGGGCCAUUCAUGGCUAUAUCUUAAGGCAUGACUUAUUGUCACCUAUUCCAGUUGCAACUGCUUUAGCGGAAAUGUAUUCCAAAUGUGGAAAUAUGGACCAAGCUAAGAGGGUUUUGGUGUGAUUUCAAGAAUACAUUCAUAUGAUCUCUGCCAGUGGAUUUGGUCAAGGUUUAGAAAUUCUUGUGCAGCAUAAGCAUCCAUAGAUGAGAACCAGAUAGAACACACCUUCAUAUCCGCUUCAAUGAUGCUGACUGAUAAUAUCUUGGUUUGGAAUCCGGAUGAAGCUUCAAGGUUUUCUCUCACCAUGCCAUGAGACACUGUGAGAUGAACAAGAUUAUUUCUAAACAAGUUUUUAGAUUUCAAACUACGUGGCCCUUUGAAAUUCAUAUACAGCUGCCGGGAGGUGAAUUUGUUCUAAAAAUUAAGUUACUUAAUGCAACUAGAAAGGCCUAAAGAAAAGGCUAGACGUGGCUGGAAUUCAAAUUGGCUGCGAACACCUUGCAUUUGUUGCUCAUGAUGGGUCACACACCGCAACUGUGGUCGUACAUGUAAUUUUUGUUUUAAUGUGAACUGAAAUGCAUUCGAACUAGAGAAAUUUCUUCCAUUGAGAACAAA